AUGCUGUGGCCUGUACUGCUCAGCCUUGCUAUCAUAGCCCGGGCAUCCAGCAGUGGUGAAGACCAACAUCCGCUCAUCAGCCUCUCCGCGGACAGUGACAAUACCGCAUUGGCGGGUGAGGCCGGUGAGGCUUCAGUCGCACGGUGGAACUGUACCCUUCGAGGCUGGGUCCGGGCGCCUGAUCUCUCGCCUUCGAGCACGCUGCCGGGAGAGGCAAGACUCGCAGCCAACGGGACUGAAUGCGGGGACAUCCAAAGUUGGGCGGUCGGGCUGAGGUUCAAGGAGCGGGCUAUUGUCAAAUUGAGGAACGCAUCCAUCGUUGACUUCCCCACGAGACCUGUACGAAAGCCAUAUAAUGCCAGCGCGGACCAAGCGCGCAUGUCUGUCGAUUAUGAGGACAUCUUCCAGUCCCAGGGCAUGUAUAUCCCGCAUAAACAGGACGAGUAUGACAUCGCCAUGGUGGCUUACAACCUAGCGAUCGCUAAGCCCGAUCUCUGGGUCGUCGAAGGCGUCGAGCGACAGGUCUUUGAUAUCCAAAAGGAUUUGCCUUUCGGACCGAAUGCGUCUGCGGAUGGAGUAGAUCUUGCACAGUCCUUCCACGUGCAUACGCCUGCUACCAACUUCCCACCUAUCGAGGAUACGACCUAUUCCGGCCACCUUCUGAAUGCCGAGUCUCUCUUUGAGUACUACCUGAACGUCACCCUCGCCAACGGCACGAGUAUCGAUGUACCCGCUGGCCGAGCAGGUUUCAUUCCCAUGCCUGUGGACCUUCCUCUUCGGGAAUGGCCCAUCUCAAGGAUAAUGGACUCGCCAAGACUUCAGCAGAAGACAAAGGAAGAGCACGAGUAUGAGUGGAUGAUGAAGGAGCCUGAGCCGCCAAAAUGCGACGCGAAUAGUACAGCUCUCUUUAACCUGACACUAUCAACCGUCCCAAUCAUUACUCCAGGCGAAAACAUUACCCUUCAUCUCACCCUCACGCGCCGAGGAAACGGCUCCGAACACCCCUCCGUCCUCAAUGUCCACUUCGAUACUGAGAAGGAUCUCGACUGGGCACGAUCACGAGCGGACGCAACCGCCUCGGGCUCAUACGACGAACUCCAGUCCGCACGGAGCAAGCAAAAGAGGGGCUCGGCGCGGUACAGGUUUAGCGAUUAUGGUGCGGGCAAGAUGCUCAAGAUCCGGACGAGGAAUCAGCUGGAGACCGAUAGGGACAGGCGGGAGAAGGCGAUGAAUGGAGGGUCUCAGGGAGGAAGCUGGUCUUCUGGUCCACACCGGGGACCGCUUCGGACCGGUGAUGGUCGGUAUGAUUUUGAGAAUGAUGGGGAGGUGGCGGUACGGGAUAAGUACGACUUCACCGUGGACAUCCAGGUUCCCCACAACGUCCUCCCUUCUUUCAACGGUACAUUCCACUCCUUCCAGCCUAGACUUCGCUUCAACCUCCACACGGUGUUCCUGUGCGAUGUACUUCCCGUUCCAGCGCCCCUCAUCGCGCCUGCGGCAGAUGUCAACAUCACCGCGCAGCGAGAUGCCGAGUGGACCGAGGCUGAGCUGCCUGUCCGAGUCAAGCCAAACCGUCCCAGGCGGGACCACUCCGGCCUGACACACACCACCGAGUUCGACGUAGACGUCUCGCUCCCUCUACCUACGGACCUCGUCGGGUCAUUCGUUGCUUAUACGGAUGCCUCAGCACAAAGUCCGUUUAUAUCCCUCAACGACAAUCCGGUCGACCCCGUAUUCCAGCUCCUCAAUCAUACGAUUAUCCCGGAGACGGCCGGGCAGCUCAAGAGCUCGCGGUAUAAUCGAGGAAGGGACUUCGGGCGGUAUAUGCACUGCGAGCCAGGUGUUUGGGGUAGCACGGGCCGUGGGAGGUGUAACAUUGGUGGAGGGAUGGGGCAUGCGGCGAAGCUAUGGCAGGGGAAGGAGAUCUUGGCGGAGCUGAAGAGAGAGGUGGAGCUGGGUGUAAAGGGCAAAGUCGAGCACAUCCCCGAGCCUCAGGGUGAGCGGGAAGAUCCUUGGGGAGGAUUUGACGAAAUCUGGUUCUGA
Messenger RNA from Dioszegia hungarica, 2043 nucleotides. RefSeq lists its product as uncharacterized. The transcript has 9 exons. The coding region runs from base 1 to 2043 and encodes 680 amino acids. The record is from RefSeq and is a predicted model, not a curated record. NCBI's taxonomy places the organism in Eukaryota, Fungi, Basidiomycota, Tremellomycetes, Tremellales, Bulleribasidiaceae.